Molecule: messenger RNA, 2704 nt
Organism: Gasterosteus aculeatus aculeatus (three-spined stickleback)
Lineage: Eukaryota; Metazoa; Chordata; Actinopteri; Perciformes; Gasterosteidae
Gene: nobox
Product: NOBOX oogenesis homeobox
Biological process (GO): regulation of transcription by RNA polymerase II
Molecular function (GO): DNA-binding transcription factor activity, RNA polymerase II-specific; RNA polymerase II cis-regulatory region sequence-specific DNA binding
Source: RefSeq, a predicted model, not a curated record
GCGUCACACACCGCUGAGGGAGGCUAAUCAAUCAAUCAGCCUCAUUAGCCUCCUACCCAGCAGCAAAUCGCCUCGUGGCCGUGAACCGCUUAAUUGAUUAUUAGUACAAGUUUAUUGGUUUUGACUGUCGCAAUGGAGAGGGACUGUGGCGUGGCUGAAGAUUUUGACUGUUCACGCCUUCUGUGUGAGGAACUGGAGGAUUUGGAAACAAAGAUUUACCAGAGGAGGAGGACAAGGAGGUGGCAGAGGGACGGAGGGGAAGAGGAGGAAGUGUUUAAUCAGAGAAAGGAUGAAGAGGCAAGAGUGGAGGAAGGCCGAGAACAGGGGGGUGAGGAAACCGAAAAAGUUGUUGUGUCAGAAAAGCAGCGGAUGGCGGCGGAGGGAGAAGAGGAGGAGGCGGAGGAGGAAUACACUUAUGUGGCUGAGGAGACCCAGGAGGUUCAGGUGGAACACAAGGUUGAGAACAUCAAGGAAACAGUCGCUCAAGAGCCAGAAGACAAAGAUACAAGAAGUCCAGAGAAGAGCACCGAAAAGAAAAAGAGUAGGAAGCGGCGAGGGAGGAAGCCAAGUGAGCGGGUGAGGAACAGGAGAAGUUUGAAAGAUGUCAGCGAGCGGUUCGUGGAGGAGAAGGAGAGUCGGACACAGGAGGCGUCAGCUGUGAAUUCAGAGGAGAGGUCGUCUCCGUCGGAGCCUCCCGUUGGACUGAUUGGCAGCUGUGACCUCUCGGACCCAGUCGACCUGGCCUAUGAGGGGACGGGGCCGCAUUUCCCUCUUCCCCCGCCGUACUCCUCCCAGCCGCCAGCCUCCAUCCAACCUGCACCUCCUCAGCCCGACGGGACAAAAAGGCCACACAGCCCUCUCCCACCUGUCCGUGUCCACCAGCAGGGCCUACAGCCGCUCGAGAUGGAGAUAACGCAGGUCUACUCCACCCGACGCUCCAUCCGCUACAGCAGCAGGGGACAAGGCCGCGCUCUAAGCGUCCCUCUGCUGCCGGGAUUAGAAACUGUGGACAGCUGCAUGCUUCCCCCUGCACCGAAGAAGAAAACUCGAACGCUCUACAGUACCGAUCAGUUAGACCACUUAGAGGCCUUGUUCCAGGGGGACCACUAUCCUGACGCAGAGAAGAGGAAAGUCAUCGCGGCUUCAGUUGGUGUCACACCUCAAAGGAUUAUGGUCUGGUUCCAGAACCGCCGGGCAAAGUGGAGGAAGGCGGAGCGCUCCAACACUGCAAGGGUUGAACACCGACAGAGCAAAGCUGGAUGCAGCAGCAGCCCCACACGUCACCACAUCAAUCCCACCCUGCCCUCACUGGCCCCCAACAGUAAGGGACCUUGUUUUUCCAGUCACUGUGCCACUAGGCUGCCCCAACCCGCCCCAGCAGCACCUGUUUUCCCCAACCUGACCAACCAGACUCCACCCCCCUACAGCAACCUUCUGGCAAGCCUCAACAGCCCAGGUCAACUCAGAGGGAGGGACGUUGGCCAGCUUGCCCCUCAGGGGGGGUUGGCAGAGUACCACCCCAUGCCGAGCCCUCCCCCCUUGCGUCGAGCCAGUCUCCCUAUUUUCCCAACGGCUUACAACCCUGCAAACCCAACUCCUCCUCCUCCGCCACCACCUCAUCUCCUUAAAACACGGGCUCACACCCCACCUCUGUUUCUGGACGCUCUGGAGGGGGGCUCCGCAUUGCCACACCGCGACGCCCAGUCGCUGCAGACCGACACCUGUUCUCUCUUUGAGUUUGGGGAGAAGUUUGACUUCUUGACCUCAGGCCAGCAGAACAACCCCCUCUCCUACCAGCUGCAGACCUCAUACUCCUCCACCCAGCACCAACCUCAAGCAUCUCUGCCCUGCAUGACCUACCUCACCCCCUCCCCCUACCUCCCCCCCAACCCUCCAGAAACCAACCCGACCUCGUACCUGACCUUUGGCCCCGGAGGGAACUCCACUGGGAUGGUGACCUACUCGACCGGAGGCCACGCGUACUUUCAGUCGCAGAGCACCGGACAAAUACUUCUGCAGUCGGCCGGUCAUCACGGGGGGAUCGCCGCGUACCAGUCGUACCCGUGGGGCAGCAUGUACAGUCAACCAGCCCUCCACCAGCGGACUCCGUGCCCUCCAAUUUACCCCGGCAGCUUGGAAGGUGCUCGAGAUCACCAGCCCUCCUCCACCACCCUGCUUCCGCCUUCCUUCUUCGCCCAGGGGGAUCAGGGCUCCUCGCAUGCAAACCCUGAAUGCUCAUCUCACAACCAUACGCACAACUCCACCACCAGCAGCACCAGCAGCAGCACCGUCCUCCCCCCAGUGUCCUCCCUGCGGCCUUCUCGCCUCCGAGCAGAGAUCACUCCGGCCAAAGCUGCCUCCCUGCUGUCUUCUCAGGUCAGCCCUGCCUCUCCAGACAGCUCUCCGGGGCCCCCUGGUGCCAAAAUGGAGUAUGACAGCCCUCGAGAGAUUCCCAGCCACUUCCACUGCGAAUUCUCCCCCAUACACUUUUGAAUACAUGCAUGUUUGUGUGAGAGAGUGUGAUCAAGGUAUUGGUGUUGAUAUAUCCUGUGUAAAUGGGAGUAUUUCUGUAUUUGUAUUACUGUUAGGAUGUCGUUAGUAGAAAUAUUAUAAGUUGCCUGGGCUGCAUUUAGCUCGGCUGCAAUAAAUGCACAUUGUUCUGUCGAUAUUUUUUUACUUUUGCGUUAAACUCUCUUGAUUUAAA